CGAAACCGGCAAUAUAUGUACUUGCGGGCGGGAUCGAUCACCUUUCCUUCGUAUUUGCCUCGAUUGGUUAGUAUUUAGCUCUUGAGCCGUGGAAGUGGUGAGGUGAGCAUCAUGCCCUCUGAAAGGAUACCCACGGAGACAUCCCCAUUGCUAGGGUCGCGAGUAAACGGCAAUCCUGCCCGUCCUCCCUCAAACGGCUCCAUCUCUGGCUUGCGCGACACAGAGUCUCUAGAACAGAAUGGCGAAUCACAGGAAACACAAAAUAAGAAUACGAAGGAGGCAACGCCAAGGCUAAGUCUUAUAUUUCCUGCGAUCUCAAUUGGCGUCUUCUUAUCUGCAGCCGACCAAACUAUUAUCAUGGCUAGUUAUGGGCAGAUUGGCAGUGACCUCCACGCGCUGAAUCUGACAAGUUGGAUUGCCACCUCUUACUUCCUAACCUUGACAUCGUUCCAGCCGCUAUACGGAAAGUUGAGUGAUAUUUUUGGCCGGAAGGCAUGCUUGCUGUGGGCGUAUGCGGUCUUCGGCAUUGGUUGCUUGUUUUGCGGUCUAGCACAGAACAUUCAUCAGCUGAUUGCUGCACGUGUUUUCCAGGGCAUUGGAGGAGGCGGUAUGACAACGGUUGUCAGCAUCCUAUUGAGCGAUAUCGUUCCACUCCGAGAUCGAGGUGUUUGGCAAGGGAUUAUCAACAUUAUAUAUGCCACUGGAUCUGGAAUUGGGGCACCAUUUGGUGGUAUAUUGGCUGAUUAUAUUGGCUGGCGCUGGGCUUUCAUUGCUCAGGCCCCUAUCUGCGUCCUUGCGUUUCUGGCGGUCUUUAUCACGCUGGAAUUGCCACCCCAAGAAGAUAGUCAUUGGAAAGAUAAGCUCCGUCGCAUCGACUUUCCAGGUGCGAUUAUUCUCGUUGGGGCAGUCUUUGGCUUCCUCCUCGGUCUUGAUCGCGGCAGCAAUGUAUCCUGGACUAUACCAAUCACUGUGAUCUCGCUGAGUGUAUCGGCUAUCUUAUUCGUGCUCUUCGUUGUGGUCGAAGUCUUCUACGCAGCGGAACCAUUUGCACCUGGUCAUAUUAUUUUUGACCGAACUUUCUUUUCCACCUAUGGUUGUAACUUUUUCAGUUUCGGGGGCUGGCUCGCAGCCCUCUUCUACAUACCACUUUAUUUCCAGGCUGUAGACGGUGUGUCUGCUACUGUCGCUGGGCUGCGUCUUCUUCCUAGCAUCGUUGCCGGCGUUUCUGGGUCUCUUUUUGCCGGAUUCGUUAUGAAAUGGACUGGCAAAUUUUAUUGGCUAACAGUAGUGGGGUAUUCAUUACUUACACUGGGAGUCACAAUGAUCUUCCUUUUCUCUGGCGGUGCAACCGAAAGCCUUGUGCCGAUGGUUAUGGGAAUGGUGCUCUCGGGGUUUGGCAAUGGGAUUGGUGUCACGUCGACCUUAAUCUCGCUUGCAGUCUCCAAUUCGACACCCGAAGAUCAGGCAGUGGUGACGGCCUGUUCUUACCUCUUCCGGUCACUCGGCUCAGUAAUUGGCCUGUCCCUAUCUUCGACGGUGGUCCAGCAAAUUCUACGAAGCCGGCUGAGGACUGCAUUGCGCGACAGCAAAGAUAUCGACAGUAUCGUGGACGGCGUGCGACAGAGCCUCGAUUUUAUCAAGACCCUUAACCCGAGUGUUGCAAAAGUAGUUCGAGGGUGCUAUGGAUGGGCCAUGAACAAAGGCUUUGCAUUUAUGAUUGCCAUUGUGUUCUUUGCCCUAGUCAGCAGCUUCUUCAUGCGUGAGAAGAAGCUGGGUCGUUGAUUUGAUCGGAGCUUAAAAAGAAUCGAGUACAUUGCAACCUUUAAAAGAGAAGGACGAUGAAUUGAGAUAGAGCACAUCACAUAUGGGACGACUGAUCAUGUACAAACGAAGUUAUCGAGCGUCUGUUAACCUUUUUGUGAUCUAGUAGUAGUAUACCACCUAGAGAGGCGGGUAGUGAGCGGAGCAAUCACCAUUAAAUACUAGUGACAGUACAGUCCAAGAAAACUUGGUCAUAUUA
This is a messenger RNA of Aspergillus alliaceus, 2020 nucleotides long. Its product is annotated as putative MFS multidrug transporter. Bases 112 to 1782 code for a protein of 556 amino acids. Gene Ontology annotation, biological process: transmembrane transport; basic amino acid transport. The record is from RefSeq and is a predicted model, not a curated record. The transcript is spliced from 7 exons. NCBI's taxonomy places the organism in Eukaryota, Fungi, Ascomycota, Eurotiomycetes, Eurotiales, Aspergillaceae. Gene Ontology annotation, molecular function: basic amino acid transmembrane transporter activity. Gene Ontology annotation, cellular component: fungal-type vacuole membrane.